Messenger RNA from Caenorhabditis sp. 36 PRJEB53466, 680 nucleotides. NCBI's taxonomy places the organism in Eukaryota, Metazoa, Nematoda, Chromadorea, Rhabditida, Rhabditidae. The record is from the annotation of a GenBank genome assembly.
AUGACUGGAAGCACUGAGACUCGCAACAACGAGAAGACGGUGAAGGAGGUAAGCGCCUGUUUAUAACAACGAGUUAAUGUUGAAAUAGCAACCACAGAUCGAAGGAUCUGAUGAAUCCGACAAUGAGAACGGCGAGCAGGAGCUCACCGAGGAGCAAAGACGUGUGGCUGAGGCUGCUGGACUUGGAGAGCACAUCGACAAGCAGGCUAAGCAGAGCCGCUCUGAGAAGAAGGUGAUUAUAACGUUUUUUUCAAUGCAACAACCGAACUUUCUAGGCUCGCAAGCUCUUCUCGAAGCUUGGACUGAAGCAAGUGACCGGUGUGUCCCGUGUGUGCAUCCGCAAGUCGAAGAACAUUCUCUUCGUCAUCAACAAGCCAGACGUGUUCAAGAGCCCAGGAUCUGAUACCUACAUAAUCUUCGGAGAGGCCAAGAUCGAGGAUCUUACCCAACACGCCCAGAUGUCCGCCAUCGAGAACAUGAAGCCAACCCGCGAGGCUCCACAACUUAAGACCGUCGAGGAGGACGAGAACGAGGACGUUGAAGAGGACUCCACUGGAAUCGAGGAGAAGGACAUUGAGCUUGUCAUCUCCCAAGCUAACACCACCCGUAACAAGGCCAUUAGGGCUUUGAAGGAGGCUGACAACGACAUCGUCAAUGCCAUCAUGAGCCUGACCAUGUAG